CCCGCCAGGGCAUUACGGCUGCCAAUGGCUCCCAUUGCGAAGGAUUUCUGAUCUACGACCAUCACAUCAGCCCUCCUCCCCGACGGAAAACUAAACACCUGCAAGAGGCUUCACCGAUCCAUGAUAACCAGCCACAGGGCUUCUGCUCACAGGCCUGUUGGAUGACCUCAGAUCGGAGUCUUGCCCAAUUUAUCCUAAGCUAAGCGUUUAAGGCACAGGCACCGUUUGACCCCGGGAUCCUGAGCUGUGGAUGCUUUUCGGGCUGAGUUCGCCCCAGCUGUGUGGCUGAAGCAGCCGCUGGCUGAUUGCGAUUGGCCAUCUCUGACGACACUCCCCGUUUGGGGAAGAUGACCCAACAGGGGUCCAACAGGGGUUGGGGCUUUUAGCAUCACUGCCACCACCUGCCCGCAUUUAACAAUCGUGGAACUCACGCACUUUUGCAUUUUGGCUGGAUUUCCAUUGUCAACCUCCAGCAACCUCACCCCACAUCGAGAUCGCUCGAUCACGACGGUCGACAACGACGACGACGACAACGGUCUCGCAAUCAUGAGCAAACAGUACAUCAUCGGCGACUCGUCGCCAUUCCUCAAGCGGGUGCUCGUCCCCUUCUGGAUCAUCCGCAUCUUGAUCAUGCUUAUCCAGAUUGGUGUCUACGCCCUCCUUGUUGCCGGCUUGGGGGUGUACAAGGAUGACGCAAGGCGGAUUAUUGACGAGUACAACACCCACCUCACAUACGAAGCCAUCAUGGCCACCUCGGUCAUCAUCAUGGUCAUCAUCCUCGUCUGUCUGAUCUUCGAUCUCGUCAGUAUCAUCAAGCGCGCCAGACGCACCUUGGGCCCCAAGUUUUUCUUCUUCACCAACAUCUUCCAGACGCUGUUCUACGUCGUCAGCUUCAUUCUUUCCAUGAUUGGCGCCAGGCCAAGCGCUCUGUACGCCGUUAUCAAUGUUAUUAUCCUGCUCUCCUUCCUCGGUCUCCUUGUCUAUGCUUCCAUCAUCUUCCACCAAUACCGCAAGGGCUCUCUCGGUGACGGCUCCGGUGGCAACCGCGGCACCUACGUGCCCGCCAGCAACCCCGCUGCUGUUCCCUUCAACCAGACCGCUGGUGUUGACACGGCUUAUGCCCCUCAAACUACUGGAUACGGCCAAGACUAUCCCCAAGAAUACCAGAAGCCCGCCUUUUACGACCAGCAGGCGGCGAACCAGGCUGGGUAUGCCGGUCAGGGUUACGAGCCCUACUCCGGACAGCCGCAGCAGGUCAUCCAGCCCCCUCAGCAGGGGUAUGAGAUGCAGGGUCGCCAGGCUGUUUAAGCUGUCUACAUGAAGGGGGAUAUCGGGUGUUGGUAGAGAGUUGGUCUACUAUUCAGGAUUGGAAUUGGUUUUUUUUCGGUUCAGCGAUUUGGCAACACAGGUGCUAUUGGCGCAGGGAUUUGGAAUGGGAUGGUAAAUACCGGGGCGUGCACAUACAUACACACUUUAGAAGCGUUGCGAUAUACCCAUAAUGAUCAAUGUUGAGUUUUUGCUAUCUUUG
Molecule: messenger RNA, 1528 nt
Organism: Podospora pseudopauciseta
Lineage: Eukaryota; Fungi; Ascomycota; Sordariomycetes; Sordariales; Podosporaceae
Exons: 2
Coding region: 547-1308 (253 amino acids)
Source: RefSeq, a predicted model, not a curated record